CAGUCAGCACACACUCGCCUCGGCUCUCAGAUCUCAUCCACCCGUCGGUGUGUAUGAGUCCCUGUGCAACACGCUGAGAAUCACUCCCUCACACACUACGUCCGUCAUUGGCUCCUUGGCUCUGACCGGAGAGGAGGAUUCUCCUGUAUGGCCUGUGACUCUCUGCUCUAACCGAAGACUACAACACAGAGCAGAGAGACAGGGAAGAGGAGAGGGAGAGAAACGCUACCCCCCUCAGAGAGAACAAAAAACAGCCUGUCGGUGUGGCAGCAGCAGCAGCAGCAGCAGAAGAAGCCUUUGUCUUGUCCAGCUUGGUCCACAUGCUCCCCCCGUAGAAAGAAGAGAACAGAAGAGAGGAGAGGAGCAGCUCUGAGCACUGACACAUUGACCUACUCUAGCAGGAAGAGAACAACAUUUGCUGUUUGCUGUGUUUCCCUGUGUGGAUUCAGAUUCAGUACUUGGACAGCUCCGGAGCGCUCCGCUCUCCAACACAUUCCUGUAGUAUAGUAUAUGUGAAGUCUCCCUCGUCGAGACCCCAUUCCCAGGGGCAGCCCUGGACCCCCAGCCCCAGCCCCCUUUGGCUCGCUCCCUGGCUCCCUGCGCCCCUCUCCCCCUGGGGACAGUGGACAGCAUGGCCAGCCUGGAGCACCAGUGGGAGAAGCAGCUCUUUGAGAAGUUCUGGAAGGGGACGUUUAAGGCUGUGGCCACACCGAGACCAGGGAGCAUCAUCGUGGCCAGCAUCACCGCACGGAGGAGGGUAAUCAGCACUGAGACAACAACAUGCCAGCCACUCAAGGCUGAUGGGAGGAAUGCCGAGGCAGCAGACACCAAGUUGGACACAACCACAGACAGAAAUGGAUGCAUUAGAGACAUGGGAAGACGCAAACAUGGCAGCUAUCAUCGGACGCGGAGUGUGUUGUUUGAUGACGAUCUUUCCCCUCGGCCCCACGCUUCCAAGGGGAAGAAGAAGAGGAGGAAAUCGGAGAGAAAGAGGAAGAGGGAAAGGUCUCCGUACUGCAGUCUGUCUCCGGUGAGGAAGAAGAAAAAGAAGAAGAGCUCUAAGAAAAGCAAGAGCUCUAAGAAAAGCAAACGCCACAGGUACAACUCUAAAAAGACAAAGCACAGCUCUUCUAGUUUGAAACAUAAGAGGAAGGAUGAUCGAAAACACAAGAAAAGUUCACGGAGGCACAUGCACCGGAGACGACGCGACCGGAGGUCGGAGUCUGAGAGUUCCACCUGGCGCUCCUCCAGCACCGAGAGCAGACGUCAUCUGCACAAAUCAGUGGAUCACCCUGCAUUGGGAGGCCUAGCAGCCCUGAUGGAGGACCCUGGUACAUCACUGGACCACGGAGGGUUUGAGUGGGAGCCGGCCGCCAAGUCAGUGUGUAAAACAACUCCAAUCUUUCGCUCCGUCCUUUCUACCAGCACCGUCUUACAGUCAAAACCUGGAGGUGAGGUUUUAAACACAACAGUGAUUCUCCGUCACACUUUGUCCAAUCAGAGCAAAGGACCACAGGAUUACGAUUCCGGGAACGACACGUCUUCCCCACCAUCGACCAAAACCGGCAUUUCACAGUCAAACGUCACCGGCGAACAAAAGGUCCUAUGCCGUGCGCCGGCUUCACCAGAGAAACUGAGGUUCAGGGACGGAGACAACGCGUCCGACUCUGGGAACUCUGUGACCAGCUACACUUCCCUGUGUAAACCUCUGCAUGUGGAAGGUGGCUUGACUACUGCUACUUUCAACAAGAAUGGCAAGAGUGACCCGGUGAAGACUUUAGGAUGUGGGGCCAAGGUGGGGAGACCUCAGAAGACUGCCUCCAUCUCUCCGUUGAGGACGGUGGCCUCUUCACGCAAGAGGACUAAAACCAUCUCCUCCAGCAGCAGCAGCAGAAGCAGGAGUAGGUCCUCUGGGAGCUCCAGACACUCUGGACGCUACUCUCGAAGCCGAUCACUGUCAUCUGCCAGGUCAUACUCCCGUUCACCGAGCUACUCAGCUGGUUUGAGAAGGAAAGGAGGUGGUAGAUCCAGAGGAAGAUACUCCAGGAACAGUGAAGACAGGGUCCGAGAGAGGAAGAGGGACCCCAGCUCCUGUGAGAAGGAUGUGAAACACAGCAGUCGGAAGCAUAGCGGGAAGAGGCAAAAACCCAGGUCCUACUCUCCCAUGAGAAAAAGGAGGAGAGAUUCACCCAGUCACCUGGAAGCCAGGAGGAUAACCAGUGCCAGGAAGAGACCCAUCCCCUACUUCCGUCCCAGUCCUUCGUCCAGCAGUCGCUCUACCAGCGUAUCCUCUUGGAGCAGCCUCUUCACAAGGAGUCGCAGCCCCAGCCCCAGCCCUGGCUUCUGCCUCAGCCGAUCCAGGAGUAGAGGCCGAGGAAGAAGUAGGAGUUACUCCUCCUACAGGAGCUACAGUCGCAGCUCGUCUUGGAACUCCAUCUUUGGGAGUCGAAGCCGGAGUCGGAGCUAUGACUCAUUGGAUGGUUACAGCAAGAACAAGAACCGUCGCUGAGUUAUAAAACAGACUGAGGAAGAGGAGACUGACUUAUCAACAGACUGAGGAAGAGGAGACUGACUUAUCAACAGACUGAGUUAGCAACAGACUCAGUUAUCAACAGACUGAGGAGGAGACUGCACUAUGAUUCCCCAAGUCAACAGGAGAACAGCGAAAGUAUGGGGACAUGUUUUCCUCUCUUUGCAUCAUUCCAUGUUAGAUUUCUGGGCCAGAACCUUAAAGCAAUUGUUUUUACCAUACAUUGAAUUGCUUGGCAGAUGAAUUACCAUUUGAAUUGUAGCAGUGCUGUUCACAUUACCCAGACAGAAACCACUGGAAAUAGAUUGAUUGAAUUUUGUCUUUCGUUCAUUUUUGUCCAUCCCCAGUGGAUUUGUAAUGUCCAGAGACAGUUUGGUCCAUUCCCAGUGGAUUUGUAAUGUCCAGAGACAGUUUGGUCCAUCCCCAGUGGAUUUGUAAUGUCCAGAGACAGUUUGGUCCAUCCCUAGUGGAUUUGUAAUGUCCAGAGACAGUUUGGUCCAUCCCUAGUGGAUUUGUAAUGUCCAGAGACAGUUUGGUCCAUCCCCAGUGGAUUUGUAAUGUCCAGAGACAGUUUGGUCCAUCCCCAGUGGAGUUGUAAUGUCCAGAGACAGUUUGGUCCAUCACCAGUGGAUUUGUAAUGUCCAGAGACAGUUUGGUCCAUCCCCAGUGGAUUUGUAAUGUCCAGAGACAGUUUGGUCCAUCCCCAGUGGAGUUGUAAUGUCCAGAGACAGUUUGGUCCAUCCCCAGUGGAUUUGUAAUGUCCAGAGACAGUUUGGUCCAUCCCCAGUGGAUUUGUAAUGUCCAGAGACAGUUUGGUCCAUCCCCAGUGGAGUUGUAAUGUCCAGAUACAGUUUUGUCUUGUGACACUCUUCCUCUGACGUCCAUAAGUGAAAUGAAGGAUGAAGGAGCACCGUUCAUUUUUACCCUCUGAUCAACUCUUCAUUUCAUAACAACUCUUACGUUUAAUUUAUGAUCUGGGAUGUGCACUAGAAAGGUCUUUCGGGACAAUUUCAGUAGGUUUGUGAAUGUGUGUAUUUUCAAACGGCGUGUUUUUCAGGAAGAGUAGGAAAAGUGUGUUGCUUCUCUGAUCCCAGCUCUUCAGAGGGUAGAACACAAACAUUCCUCCUCUGAGAAAUGGAGGAGGAGGAGGAGGUAAGAGGAGGUAGGAGGAGGUGGUCCCGGUGGAAAACAAACUGCUUGUCAGCUCAAAUGCCAGUUUUAUUUAUCCUCUGAUCAAGUGGAAACUAUUUGAAAUGUCAUUCCUUGUAAAAUGAUGGUGAAUUAACAUAUCACUCUGCAGAAGGCCAAGACUGAGAAAUGGGUUUGUCAUGAUCCAGAAAUCCUGAAAAUGCCCAGGAAAGCAUUAUUUUCCCUAACAACCCCAAAUGACACUGAACAAUUUGGAUAUCUAAAUUGCAACACCUGGGUUAGGGGUUAAAUGACCAUUUAAACACUGAUUAAUAUGUAGGUUGUCAUAUUUUUUUCAUUCAUCUUGGUGGUUAUCUACUCAUGUAUUUAUUUGUGGUUGAUCUUUAUGUGUUCUAUGUGUUUUAUGUGUUCUAUGCGUUCUAUGAGUUCUAUGUGUUCUAUGAGUUAUAUGAGUUCAACAAGUUCUAUGGGUUCUAUGGGUUCUAUGUGUUCUAUGAGUUCUAUGUGUUCUAUGAGUUCUAUUCCUUUGACUAAAACUUGAAUAAGAGACAGUGUUGAAAUGUUUUACUUUUUCUUUUGACAGAGAGGAAAUUCAACAUUGGAUGAAUCUACUAUUUUGUAUAACGGUCUGAAAUAGCACUGUAACAUAAUUUGCUUGAAUUGAAUGAGUUUGGUAUUUCAGAACCUCAUCGUUCUUGUUUUGUUGUCUGUCCGAAGGACAAUAUAAAAAAAAAUGUUUGUGUCAUGCAUACUUGUAACGUUGUUUACAAUCAUAUUUCUGCAUUUGUGUCACCUCUCAGUAAUGGUAUCUGUUUGUUUCUAUGCAACACCAUUAUGCCACUGGGGUUCUACUAUGUCUAUGAUGUAAUGUUAGGGUCUGAAUGAAGAAAGUUCCAGUUUAAACUCUACAAUGGACAGUCUGAAUGCCAGUCUGUUUGUGCUUUCACGCCAACUCAAUGUCACCCAAUGAAAGUAAUGGAGUUGGCAAGAGACCAAACCGAUCUGGGACCAGGCUACAAUAAACAAUGUAAUGGCAUAUAGAUUCAGACAAUACUACUUCACUUGUUUUGAAAUGUUACUUUCAACUAUUCCCCUCUUCUCUUUUGAGGGGAAUGCUAUUUUCUUCAGGGGAUGUCCUAUAAAAAGCCACAACCGAGACUACAGAAAAAAGAAAGAGGAAACUAAAAGCUUGUGUGUCAGAGAAGACAACCCCAACCAUGACUUUUAGCCUCAAUGAAUAGUCUACUGCAUUUGUUAAAUGAUAUAUUAUGUGGGCUCGUAGUGCACUGUUUGAAUAACAUUAGUAUCUAGAACCGCUGCUCCUGCCCGUACUGUAUAUCAUUGGAAUGGUUUUAUUUCUGCAUUAUGUCUAAUCUGUCACCUUGUAUAUCUUCGUUCAGUAUGUGCGCCAGGCAAGAGGGUCUGUUCUCUAUGCAUUGUACUGUAUAAUCAUCUGAGGUCCUUUAUCUGAAUGUUCAACGACUUGUCCGAAAGUAUAGAGAUAUUGGGAGGAAGAUGACAAGUAUUUUACAUAGUAAUUAUGCUUUUGAGGUGAACCACUCUCCCUCGUGGCCCUAAUAUACCAUUCCAUGAGGUAAAGUGUAAACUGUGAAAUGUAUAUGAAUAUGUAAUUACUGUGGUGUAAAUAUGCAUUGGCACUGUAUACAUGUAUUACAUGAGGGAUGAAGUAUAAUUCAUUUAGAAUUUGUGGAAUAGUCAAUCAAAUGAUCAAUGCAUCUACACAUGUAUUGGUAUGGUAAAAUUUCUCACAUGUACUGUGUGUAGAUACAUUGCCUCACUGUUGUCAACUCAGCUCUAAGCUCUUUGAUUUUACAUCACAUUAUAUGAUGUGUUUCUAUAAUGGCCACUGAACUAGUUCUGAAAGAUAAGUAAUAGAGUAUCAAGGCACAAGGCGAGACCCAGACACAGACACAGGAGGAAGAUGGUUGGAGUCUUACAAUGUGUAUUAAUCCAAAAAGAGUAGGCAAGAGAAUGGUCGUGGACAGG
This is a messenger RNA of Oncorhynchus gorbuscha (pink salmon), 5686 nucleotides long. Its product is annotated as serine/arginine repetitive matrix protein 4-like. Gene Ontology annotation, cellular component: nucleus. The coding region runs from base 632 to 2509 and encodes 625 amino acids. Gene Ontology annotation, biological process: mRNA processing; neuron maturation; regulation of RNA splicing. NCBI's taxonomy places the organism in Eukaryota, Metazoa, Chordata, Actinopteri, Salmoniformes, Salmonidae. Gene Ontology annotation, molecular function: mRNA binding. The record is from RefSeq and is a predicted model, not a curated record. The transcript is spliced from 12 exons.